UGACGCUGUACUGUUGUACUUUGGUAUUGUUUGUAUCAUAUGUAUGUACUGUGUGUGUCCUGUUCAUUGACACGUCGGAGCUGUGACGUUCGCAGGCGUUAUCGUCAAGCCCCUAUCUCCCCCUCCCCCUCCCCCUCCCUCGAGACCCAUAUUCUCUGCGCUGUGAAUUCUGGGAAGUCAUACAGAAGUUUCAAGAUGGCGGCGAGCAGGAGGCUGGCCAAGGAACUUGAUGAGAUUCGCAGAUCUGGAAUGAAAAAUUUCAGAAACAUUCAAGUUGAUGACUCUAACCUAUUGUCAUGGCAAGGCCUUAUUGUUCCUGACAACCCUCCCUAUGACAAAGGCGCGUUCAGGAUUGAGAUCAUUUUCCCCACCGAGUACCCUUUCAAGCCUCCCAAGAUUACAUUCAAAACAAAGAUCUAUCACCCCAACAUUGAUGAGAAGGGGCAGGUGUGUUUGCCUGUUAUCAGUGCAGAGAACUGGAAGCCAGCCACCAAAACUGACCAAGUUAUUCAGUCCCUCAUUGCACUGGUGAACGACCCCCAGCCAGAGCACCCCUUGAGGGCAGACCUAGCAGAAGAAUACUCAAAGGACCGUAAAAAAUUCUUGAAGAAUGCUGAAGAGUUUACAAAGAAACAUGGCGAAAAGCGGCCAAUGGACUGAUCACGUGAUAAGCGUUUAGCCCUCUGUCUCUUUCUCCCCCUUACCUUUGACCUGCCCAAGCAAAUAUCAUACUUCCUAUUUGCCCCCCCUUAAUCCCCAAGCCCCUCAUACUACCUUUGUCAUUCACGUUCCUCUCUUUUGCUCCCCACACUGCUCCGUCUUGCAGCUGAGGAGCGGCCCAGCUGAAGCAGACAGUGGCAGCCUCAGCCUCCCUUCACAUCUGCUCUGUGGAUCAGACCGCUUCCUCUCUCUCUCUCUCUCUCUCUCUCUCUCUCUCCAUACCUUCACUAACUUUCUACUCUUAAAGUCAAAAUGAAAAAAAAAAACAUGGGGAGUUGAAUAGGAAUAUUCAAGUAAUGUGUUGAUUUUGCUUUUCUUCGAUAAAGUAUUGUUACCUAGAACUAGAGAUUAUGAUUAUUUUUUUUUUUUGCUGAGAUUAAAAGAUGGUUGAUUACUCAUUUUCUUAGCCACGUUAACAGUAACAAAUGGACAGAAAGAGAAAAUCUUAGAUCUGUUUUUUUUCCCUUUUUUCUUCAUGGCGCCCCCGCCCCCGCCCCCGCCCCCAGACUGCGUGUUUCCCUUACUGACCUCCACUGCUUCUAGACUUGCACUGUAUUCUGUGGAAUAAUCCCACAUUUCCCCUUGCCCAGUUUGUAACACACUGAGCAGAGGCAAACCAUUGUUGUCCCACAUGUGAAUUGAAUUGUUAUAAAAGUUCUUCAGUACUUGUCAAAACAUUCUCUCCAAAUAUGUUCUCAGCUGUCUCCUUUUAAAAAGAACAGGUUUCACAUGUAUUUAUGGGUUUGAUUAGUUGUACCAAAACACUUGUUCCCUGUGUGAAAAAGAUGUUUGCCUGACAAAUGCCUUGUAAUAUUGUUUUAAUAACUAAAAAAAACUUUUGAUUGGCACUUUGAUAUAUAAAACUGUCAAAGUAGGAACUGCCUGCUUGUUUAAUUUUGUUACUGUUCAUCUUUCACUGCUCGAUAGCAGUUGAACCCUUUUCACUUAAUACACCCCAUUUACCACGCUGAAAAGGACCUAAUGGGGGUGUGCGGGUCCGCAGAACCGGGAGGCCAAUUCACUCACCCGGAGCACACUUAGGCUCAGCUCAGGCAGAGCACCUUGAAGCGAGCUGGGAGAGGGGCUAGCGUUUCGGGGAUACAUCAGGACACAGAAAGGGACUGAGUGACCAAAAAGCAACAUGGAACAACUGUUUGAUCUGGUCUCCGUUCUUGUUUGGUAAUAAAGAUGGCUAACCAUUUUGCCUCACUGCC
This is a messenger RNA of Phyllopteryx taeniolatus (common seadragon), 1934 nucleotides long. It is a transcript of the gene ube2l3b, whose product is annotated as ubiquitin-conjugating enzyme E2L 3b. NCBI's taxonomy places the organism in Eukaryota, Metazoa, Chordata, Actinopteri, Syngnathiformes, Syngnathidae. The coding region runs from base 40 to 660 and encodes 206 amino acids. The record is from RefSeq and is a predicted model, not a curated record. The transcript has 4 exons.